AAGAGCGAGAGAGCGAGUGGGUGGGGGGAAAAAAUGUGGGGAGAAGAAAGGGUAAAAAGAAGAGGAGAAAAUACAACAUCUGCAACAUCUUCAGACUUCUUUUCCAGCUCUGGGUGUCUUCUUUCUCCUGUUGGGAUUUACAUUUUAUGUCUUGGUAACAAAAAUGGCCCAGCAUAACAGUUUUCAUUCCCUGAACUACACCGCACCCCAAAGUGCGGGAAACGACACCAUUGUGGAUAACAAAACUGCAACCACCGUGGGCGCCCUCAUCCUGACCCUUGUCUUUCUCUUGGGCUUCCCCGGAAAUGUCUUUGUUAUCUGGAGCAUCCUGGCACGUGCUCGGAAGCAGUCCGUCACCACUCUCCUCAUCCUCAACUUAGCUAUUGCCGACGGCUCUCUGAUGGCUCUCACCCCGUUCUUCAUUAUCUACCUGGUUAUGAAGAAGUGGAUAUUUAAGAAAGUGAUGUGCAAGAUCCUCUUCUACCUGUGUCUGGUCAACAUGUACGCCUCCAUCCAUCUCAUCAUGAUGAUGAGCCUUUACAGGCUGGUGGCAAUCCUGUGGCCCCAGCGCAUCAGUGUUAUCACCAGCCGGAGAACUAUACUGCGGGUGCUGGCGGUGGUGUGGGUGCUAGUGAUAGUUGCCUCUGUUCCUGCAAUCCUCUUCAGAGACGUGAAGAAUUUCAAGAAUACCACUGUGUGUGAAUCAUUCCAUGAAAUAGACCAACAUGUGGUCUUGCAGUACACGUUGGAGCUCGUGUUGGGGUUUUUAAUUCCCUAUGGCAUCAUUUUAGUCAGCUACAUCUGCAUCUUACGUCGGAUACGACAGACCAAGUUCCGCCGUCGAAUUCGCAGUGAGAAACUCAUCCUUGCCAUUGUGUUGACUUUCUGUCUCUUUUGGUUGCCCUACCACGUCAUCAACAUGGUGCAAGUCACAUGGGCUUUGUGUCCAAAAGGUCCAGUAAAAGACAUGCUGGGGAAAGUAUGGCACAGCAGCCGCGCUGUCACCUCUUCCAUAGCCUUCAUCAGCAGCUGUGUCAACCCGAUACUCUACUUCUUCGCAGGAAAGUCUUACAUCCGGCGAGAAGGGCUGGCAUUUAUGGCCCGCUUGUUUGAGGGCACAGGACUGGACUCGGCCACCAGGAAGAGCCGACAGAACAGCCAGAACAGCCGAGACAAAGACAAAGACAUGGAUGCCGUCAUGCUAAAGGACAAAGAUCCGGACUCUGUCACUAAUUCUAACUCUACUGUAAAACCAGUGAAGAAUGGCAAAUAGAGGACACAAGCGGCACCAGAUUUGAUGCUGGUGUUGUUGCCCUGGAGGGCCUUUCCUCCGUCCAUAAACUCUUAAUUUUAACAGGAAGUACAGGUGCAUCAUGCACAGCUGGUUCCUACCAAUUAAAAAACAACAUGAAUCCGUCAUCCAGAUGAGAUAGCAACAAACUUUGAAAGGGAUGUGACUCGGCAUAGGCUACUGCUCCUGGAACAGCUUGCUGCAAGAGGCAUACUAAAGUGACACGGUU
Molecule: messenger RNA, 1520 nt
Organism: Toxotes jaculatrix (banded archerfish)
Lineage: Eukaryota; Metazoa; Chordata; Actinopteri; Toxotidae
Gene: ltb4r2a
Product: leukotriene B4 receptor 2a
Exons: 5
Coding region: 164-1273 (369 amino acids)
Biological process (GO): positive regulation of cytosolic calcium ion concentration; inflammatory response; complement receptor mediated signaling pathway
Cellular component (GO): plasma membrane
Molecular function (GO): leukotriene receptor activity; complement receptor activity
Source: RefSeq, a predicted model, not a curated record